AUGCGUUCUCCCCCGCCUCCCCGUCGCCGGAGCCCGGAGAGCGCCAAACGGCGACGUGCCGAGCGCCGGCAUUCCCGGGAGCAGCUUACCGCCGCCGCCGCCACUGUAGCCGUCGCCUCGGCCUCGGCUGUACUGUCGGCGUCAGCCUCUGCCGCUGCCUCUGCCACUGCCGGAUCCCCCUCGGCCGCCGUCGCCACGCCUCCUCGGCCCGUGUCAUCGCGUUCCCAUGACGCUCCCCCCCAGCAGCAGCAGCAGCAGCAGCAACAGCAGCCGCGUCGCCUGCGUACCGUCUCGAGCUCCUCCUCGUCCUCCUCGUCUUCUUCAUCCUCCUCCAGCCCCUCUUCCUCCUCUACCUCCUCCUCGCUGCUCAACAUCUCGCGCAGGGGUCGCUUUGGUCUGCGAACCUUCUUUGCCUCGUCAUCGGCCAAGAAGAAGGUCAAGAAGCGCCGCUCGUUUCGGCGUAAGAACCGCUCGUCUUCGUCGGUCGACAGCGACUUGGCCUAUGGUGCCGGUUACGUGUCGAGGUCCUCCUUCGAGCGGGAAGAAGAAGAGCGUGUUCAGCUCCAGCUCCAGCUCCAGCUCCAGCUGCAGCAGCACCCACAGCAGCACCAGCAGCACUACCUCCCGUAUUACCCGCAUUAUCAACAGCAUCAGUCACCCCAGGUCUAUCCUCAGCCUCUUCCCCCUCCACAGCAUUCUCCUCAUGUCUAUCCGCCUCCUCAGCCCCAUCCUGGCCCCCAAUAUACCCAAUAUCCUCAAUAUCCUUAUCCCCCAUACUCCUAUUAUAGCUCCCCCGUGCCGUCAGGACAACCUGCCCCGCCACAGCAGUAUCCUCCGCCAGCGCAGCCAUACCAGUCUCCGUCACAGCAAUAUCUUCCCCCUCAUCAUGUCCCUCCCCAGUCAUAUCCUCUACAAGGACCCCCCCCUGGUUCCGAUGAACGGCCGUCCGCCAAUAGCCCGACGGAUGAAGAGAUCCUGGAGGUUGGUCGCAAGUUGGCUGAGAUUGCUCGCAACAAAAACAAGGAGGACCUCAAACGUGCCGGCAAGAAGCGCCCUUCUCGUGUAGCCGGCAUUGCGACGGCCCUGGUUGAGCUCCAGCGUCACAAAGCACACGCCCAGGCCAGCUCAUCCCGCGGGCUCGUACCAUCCAAGCAAAAGACGAGGGAUUCUUCGUCUUCUUCUGAUUCGGACUCGGACUCGGACUGGGAAUCGGCCUCAGAUUCUGAAUCCGAUUUUGAUUCCUCUUCUGGGGAUACGGACUCUGCCCUUGCCUAUGGUCCUAUGCCCCGCUUCUCUGAUCAGGAUCUCCCUCUUCCUAUGUCCCCUCCUCAACGUUCUCAUUCACACGUUUCCUACAGCUAUCAUCAUCACCAUAGCGCGUACUCAGCCCACUAUCAUGAUCAGUCCAGCAGCCAACCGAAGCCUAUAACCCCUCCUCAACCUCCCGAGAGUGCUUCCAUCGAGGCGUCCAGGCCGCAUAUGAGACCCGUCUUCCCCGUCCAGACUUCCGACGCCUCGCCUUUCGAGACCACUCCUGCUCUCGUCCCGGCACUGCCCCCGUCAACCAGGGAAAAUGAGAAAGAAACCACUCAUCCGCAUACCCCCCACUCCGAGCCCAUUCCAAUCCAGGCUCCCAAGCCCAGGUUUCCUAUCUCUCCACAAAAGCUGGAGCAACAGCACCAUCAGGUGAUUGAGCAUGGCAGCCCCGGACUCUCCAAGAAGAAGCGUCAUGAUUCGGACGGCUCCGAGAGCUCUGACAGCUCCGAUGACUCCGAUUCGGCCCACAAGGCUUUGUUGGGUGCUGCCGCCGCCGCCGCCGUCGUUGCUGGUGCUGUUGCCGCAUCAAAGGGCAAGGAGAAGGAGAAAAGACGAGAGGAGCGGUAUCACGACUGGAGAGCUGGCGAGCGCGUCUCUGAGAGACGUACAGAGAAGCGCUAUGAGGAAGAACGCCGGUCUUAUAUCAAGCACGAGGAGAAAGAGGUAGUUAAGACGGUUGUGAAGACGCGCCGCGACAGUGAAUCCCAUAGCUACCGCGAGGAGCAAGAGCGUCGACGCCGGGAAGAAGAAGAGCAGCGACGCCGCCUUCUUGGCGAGCAAGAAGAACGCGAGUGCCGGCGUCGCGAGGAAGAGGAGCGCCUGCGUCGUGAAGAGGAGCUGCGCCGCCGUGAACAGCAAGAGCGGGAACGGCAACGCCGUGAAGAGGAAGAGAGGGAACGCCGGCGUCGUGAAGAAGAGGAACGCCUGCGCCGUGAAGAGGAGCUGCGCCGUCGUGAACAGGAAGAGCGGGAACGGCAACGUCGCGAAGAGGAAGAAAGGGAGCGCCAGCGUCGCGAAGAAGAGUUCCGCCGCCAAGAAGAGCUUCGUCGUCGCGAGCAGGAGGAACGCAGACGCCGUGAGGAAGAAGAGAGGCUUCGUCUUCUUCGAGAGCAGGAAGAAAAGGAGCGCCGACGUCGUGAAGAAGAGGAAAGGCAGCGUCGACUUCGUGAAGAAGAAGAGAGGGAGCGCCAACGUCGUGAAGAAGAAGAAGAACGUCGCCGGCGUGAAGAAGAGGAAAAAGAACGUCAGCGUCGCGAGGAAGAGGAAAAGGAACGUAAACGCCGGGAAGAGGAAGAAAGAGAACGUCGCCGUCGAGAGGAAGAGGAGCUUCGCCGUCGCGAGCAGGAAGAAAAGGAGCGUCGGUGUCGCGAAGAAGAAGAGCGUGAACGGCUACGUCGUGAAGAGGAAGAGCGCCGGCGUCGUGAAGAAGAGGAGCGCGAACGACUGCGUCGUGAGGAAGAAGAGCGUCGGCGUCGGGAAGAAGAGGAGCGCGAGCGUCAGCGUCGUGAGGAAGAGGAACGGGAACGGAAAGAAAAGCUCCGGGACCAACUCGAGCGUAUUACUCGCUUUGAGCGUGAGCGUCGAUACAAGGAGGAGCGCCGAUCUCAAGAGGCCCUCUUACGUGCCGAACGAAGCCAGCGCGCCAGGGAAGAGUCCGAGAAGCGUGAGCGCGAGGAAAAACGGGAAGAGAAGCGCCGGGCACCAAGCGAGCAGAGCGAAAAGCGUGAAGAUAAGGCGAGUAGGGAGAGUAGUCGCCGUCGUGACAAGGCCAAGGAGUCCGUUGUCAUUGUUCACGAGCGCGAAGCCAAGCCCGAGGUUGAUAAGGAGAAGGCGCCGGAGGCUGACAAGUCGGACUCUCUCGAGCUGAAGCCUAAGAAGUUAAGCCGUGAGGAGCGACGCGCUCAGCGCGAAGAGAGGCGUCGUAUGCUCGCUGACAUCCAGGCUCAGAUAGAACUUGAAAAGAAAAAGCGUGCUGCUCUGAAGGCCGGCCUGGACCCCGCUGCAGCCGAGCCUGCGCCUGAUCCGUCGAGCAGUGCGCCUGAGCCUCUGGUCGAGCCGUUGAAUCCUGAGGUCGAUCCGAGGAAGUCUACCACUGACCUCUCCCUGCCCGCAGCUGAAAUUGGCCCUCGCAAGUCUACCAUCGACCUGACAUUGCCUACGGUCGAACCCCCUGAGCCCGUUGACAACGUUCCCCAACCUCCCGCCGAGGCUCCCAAGCCCCCGACCGAACCCUUCCAGUUCCAGGUCCCUGAUGACGCCUCUUCGACUCCCAAACGCGAGAGUUCUCCCAGUCCUCCAUCCAGGGCUAUCACCCCUCAAAUUGUCACAGUGAAGCCUCCAUGGGAUGACGAGGAGCUUUCGCCGGUUGAAGAGUUCCCCCGGCUCAGUCGCCGUGAUACCUUCGAGAUCGAACAGCGCGAGUCUCGGGCCGCCGUCGAUGCGAACAGGUCCACGCUGAUGGUCGAUGCGCAAGAACAGCGGACACGUUCGCAGUCUCGGUCCCGAUCUCGCACCAGGACCCGUGAAGCAGAGCCGGUGCGGGACCCCAUCCAGGAGGAGGCCAAUCGCGUCUAUCGCGAGCGCAAGCUCCGCGAAAAGCUGGAGCAGGAAGAGUGGCGCUCACGCAGCAGCUCGCCAGCGCCCUCGCUCGUCGACAAGUAUUCGGAGCCGUCGAUAGACGAACCCAUCAUCCGCAUCGUAACGCCGCCCGAGAUGACGCGCCCGCUUCCCAGGGGCAAGUAUGAUGCUCCGAACGCCGACGUCCGCAUCGACAACAUCAUCUUCCCUCACGACCUCUCCAAGUUCCUCACCCCGCGUUCCAACGCUCCGGGCGUUUUCCCUGGCAUGAUACCCAUCUUCAAAUCGAGGGACCCCUCUGCCGAGCGCGAGCGACCCAUGCUCAACCUCGUCCUACCCACGCCACGGACGUCGCCCGAGCUGGAGAAAAUGAAGGCCAAGCAUGCGGCUGUAGUGGCCGCCGAGGACGAUGAGCCGGCGACGGCCUCAUCUCCUGAGCCAAAGUCACCAGAGCGCAAGACACCAGAGCGCAAGCCCAGGAUGAUCCUCACUGCCCGCGGCGAGGCGAUUGAGGUCCCUGAUGACUUUGGUACCGGGCGUGCUGUUGAGACGGACAGUCGCGAUUCGUCCCAGGAGCGGCCUGUGAGAUUUCGAUUUGGCUCCAAGAGCAAAUGGAACAAUCUCCUCACCGCAGCACUGGUCGGUUCCGGCAAGGGGAAGGAGAAGCAAACUGCUGCUGAGGGAGAGCCCGCUGCCCCCAUGAUGAUCGAGGCCACUUCUUCUGAUGACAAGAGCAAGGAUAAAGCAAUCGACCCAGCGUCACAGGAAAAGAUCCGGAGUGUGCUCGCGAAGCUCGCCCAGCCCAAGCCGACUCCCGCACCACAGCCAAAGAUGAUUAGCGUUCUGGACCGGUUGGUUGCAAGGUCUCAGUCUCAAUCUCAGUAUCAGGCUGCCGCCAGCAUCAAUGCACAGUCUGUGAGCGUUGACGCGCCAACGCCUGCUCCUGCGCCCUCUUCUCCGGCCCCUGAGGUUACCCCUCCGCAAGGCACGAGGCCUGAGCCAGAGCCCCCGCAGGUGAAGUCCCGCGAGCCGUUGACAUCUCCCGAACUAGACCCCGUUUCCCCUCUCCCGUCUUCUCCGAUUCUUCGGGGAACAGGCUCGUCGCAGGAUCUCGAAGACGUCCCUCCUAUCAUUGGACCAAAGCCCCCCAGCCCGCAUCCUGCUCAGACAACCGAGUCCAGCAAGGAUGACUUCGAGUUCGCUGCCACUCUGGCUGCCGGCCUGCAGAGCGCGGGAUUCGAUCCCAAUAUCGUGAUCAAUGACCCAUCCUAUCACCGCCGCGAAUCCCCUCUGGGUACGAGCGGGCCUCUGCCCGACGUGCCGUUAUCUAUUGAGACCGCCAACGACCUCGAUCUGAAGCCUUUACCUCGCAGGGCAUCGGGUAGUCUGGAAGAGCGGAGCGAACUAGUAAACCAGCCAGGACCUGUUGCUGAUCAGGAGAGGGUGGCAACCGAGGCUAGGACGGAGACUGAGGCUGAGAAGAAGGUCGACACGAGUAAGCAGGACAUCCCGGACUUAUCUUCCAGGAUAGGCGACGUGACAAGGGCAGUGGUUGACGUUGCUGUCGAGGGAGACUUGGAGGAGAGUACGAAGGUGCCUAAGGAGACGGAGAACACACCCCAGGCAGAGAACGAGCAGGUUACGAUAUCAGGCGAUCUGUUCAGCAAGUUUGGCAAGAAGCGGAGCAUCGUGGACGUUGCCUAUGGCAUAUUACGACGACCUGAACCUCCCGAUCCACCAAAGCGAGAAGAGUCGUUUCAACUGAUGGAGCGCGAGGCUUCUGACCUGACGACAGCUACCACGCAGGAGGGCGAGGACGUCAUGGUCGCUGUUGCUCCGAGCCCAGGUAACGGCCCGGCGAAGCCCCAGGAGCAUCCCUCAACCUCAACCGCAUCCGUCCCCCAAACCACCACGGCCGACGACAGCGAGCAUUCUUUUUUAGGUAAUGCCGGCGCCUUUGGCGCAGGCGCCAGCUAUCGUGCGGGAGACAUCUCUGUCACUCGCCUAAAUGCCACCAACCCUGAGAUUGUCCUGGCCACCGAGGACAAAUCCCAUGUGCAGCCUGCGGCAGAAGAGGCCUUUCGUGCUGAGCCUUCCAAAGAAACUCGCUUUCCCUUUCUCGUCCGGCGUAGUGUGAGCCCCAGCCGGCCGGUCGUCGAUGUCAGCAUCACCGAGGUCUUCCAGCAGCGUGACCUCAAUCCUCCGAUCGAGUCUCGAUUCACGCGUUCGCUCCUCUCGGCGACCGAGCCUCGCCCCGGCCCCAGCGGUCGUGAAGAGGGCUCCUAUUCCUUUCCAGCUGUGACAACAAAGACAACCACUGACGAGCCGCUCCCUCCCCUCCCGGACUCGGACGACGAAGAUCUCAACCCUCCAGCCCUCUUUUCAGCCCCCAACCCUCCUGAACUCCCCUCUCCCCAGACAAGCAUCGUCGAAGACCAACCGCGCGCUAUCGAACCUUCUCUCCCUAAAUCCCUGAGCAGUACUGUCCCUUCAGCUCAGAUCCCCGUUAUCGCAAAUCAGUCUCUCCCUCUGUCCGCUUCUUUUUCAGCUCCUUCAAUCGAUGAAGCGAAAGGACAGGUACGUCAGGUGCAGUCGGAGGGCGAGGGCAAGGCUGCUGGAAUAAGUUCUGGCUCGGGACGCGAGGCGCUCGUGGUCGUCCAGGAUGAGCAGCCGGAAGUCAGGCAGGAUGUAUUGGUUCAGCCAAGGCUGCCGGAAACAUUCGAGGUUGACCCAAUCCUAACGAGGGAAGCCCCGCCCUCUGAGACUCUCGAGACGCCCAGCUUGGAAAAGGCAACGCUGCAGUCGACGGACGAGCGCGAAGUGCCAAGCCAAGAGUUAGAGGGCCUGGUCAAGGACUCGGAGUCAUUCGCGCCUUUUAUGAUGCCGACAACCAGUGUGGAGGCUGUUCCUGGGCAAGUGACGGAAGAGCAGAAAGAGGUGGUGGACUUGGCGAGCCUUCCGCCCUUGCCUGAGAGCCGGCCGGAGACUCCCGUUGCCGAGAUCAAGGCUGUGGAUUCUCUUCCUCCUCAUCUAAUGGUUGAGGAGAUCCAGGAGCUCCCUCCACUUCCAGAGAGUCGUCCACAGUCUCCAGUGGCUGUGGCCGAGGCCACCACUUCGGUUCCUGCUCAGGUCAUGGGCGAGGAGACGCAGAAUCAGUCUACUGUCCCCGAGACUCUCUCCAAGUCUCUAAUUGUUUCGACUGACGACUCCAUGCCUGUCUCUGCGCCGGCUGCAGAUGAGGAGGCCAAGUGCCUACCCCCGAGCUCCGAGGCCCUUCCGGAAUCAUCAAUUGUCAAGGACGAGCCGGUCACCUUUGUCCAGCCAGUGGUUGAUGUCAAAUCGUUGUCUUUCCUUCCUCAGAGCCCUCCGGAGCCUGCAGUCAUUGAGGCUGGAUCUUCUGUUCUUGCCCAGUCGAGCGAGGCAGAAGCCACCAAGACGCUGCCGCCGCUCCGAACAACAGAGCCGGUCCUGCCAGUCCUGUCCCCGGAGAUUGCUUUCUUUGCCUUGCCAGCCGCCGACUUGGCUGCUCUCUCUCCUCUCCAUGAGAUCCGGCCUGAGUCUUCGACCAUUGCUGCCAAGGAUUCCGUGCUGCCUGUCCCGGUUCAGACGAAGGGUGAAGAAGAGGCCAGAGUUCUUCCUCAGUUUUCGGGACCUAAGCCGACUUCCCCUUCUUUGCAGGUCGAGGCCGCUCAUGCUCCUCAACUUCCGGCUGACGAAGCACUGGCGCAGCUCCAGCCGCUGCCUGAGAGCAAGCCCACACUUCCUGUGCUUGAGCCGUCACUCGCGACUCCUGCUGAGCUUUCAGCCCUCCCCAAGUCACAGCAGGACCCUGACUCGCUGCAUCUCGCUGUAUCCAUUGAGCCCGUCGAUGAUGACCAAAUCCAGGCCAGCGAGCAACCCAAGCCGGAAGAUGUCCCUUCUGCGCCCAACACACUUCCUGACUCACCUGAGCCCGUCUGCAAGAGUGUCAUCAUUGCCGAGGAGCCAUCAUUCGAGCAGGUGUCGGCGGUACCCGUCAACAUUCCUGCAGAAAAGGUUCAGGGAUCCCUUUCCCCUCUCCCAGAGAGUCGGCCUGAAUCAUUGGCUGCGCUGGCGGUUGAGCAGGCACAGAUCCAGCAGGCUGUUGAGAAGGAACUGUCCGUUGAGGUCCCCGAAGUGAAGGAUAUCUCUGCUGAAGGAGACCUUGAGCAGCUACCCCAGAACAAGCCGCUGUCGCCUGUGCUGAAGGAGGUCCCAGUUGUUGAGGCUGAGGCCGCGGCUGAGACUGAGCAGCUUCCUGCGGUUGCUGACAGUAAGCCUGCGUCCCCAGCGCUGCGGGUGUUUUCUUCAGGUGACAGUCAGAUUGAGCAGCUCCCUCUUCUCCCAGACCCCAAGCUCGAUCUUGUCCUGACUGAGGCUCCUGCGACCGACGCGGAAGCUGACCAGCCGCCUUCUCCUCCGGACAACAUUCCUGCCACCGGGUCGGCCGACCCAAUCGCUUCCACUUACACUCCUCUAGACCUAUCCUCGCUGCCGCCUCUCCCCGAGAGCGUACCCGAGUCACCAAUCGUGCAAGCUGAGCCUGCAGACUCCCACCAGGUGCCUGAUGCUGACCUCGAGAGGGUGCCCUUUGUCUCCGCCAGCAACCCUGCCUCUCCUGUCCUGGAGACUCAACCCCCUGUGACCGACGCCUCUGUCGAUGAGGACUUGGCGACCUCAGCCCCUCUCCCGGAGCUACAGCUAAUCUCUUCGGAUGUGCUCCCGGAGCUCCAGGAAGCGUCCCCUACACCAGUGGACGACAACGACGUCCAAUCGAUCUCACCUCCUCUUCCUGACUCAGCUUCCCUGACUCCGGUCGCCAGUCUGGCACCUCCAGCGCUCGCCAAUCAUGAGCUAAACUUGGCGAGAGAAGGGAACCCCCAACCUGACACUGUGAGUUCGUCAAGCCCAUCAUCGCCUGUUCUCGUCUCUACCCAGGCAGCUGCAGUACACGAAGAUGCGGAGGAAUUCCAACCAGCAACUGUGGCGCAAGAUGAGGCGGUGAUGACUGUUACCCAACCAAGCGUAGACGAACUGCCACCUCUCUCAAAGAGCCUCCCAGAAUCGCCAACUGAGGAGCGUCCGGCUGACGUUGCUGUGGACGUUGGGGUAGAGGAUCAGGCGGGUGCCCAGACUCCGAUUGAGUUCGAUGACCCGGUCGAGCAGCAAGAGGAUGUUUCCCAGGGAAUGGCUCGUGAAGUGAAGAUUGAGGGCGUUCCUUUGCUGCCGGAAGAGCGACCUGCCUCGCCGACUUCAGAGGAGCCGGCUGAGGCCGAUGCUGCACAUGUUGGGGGAGAAGAUCAGGCAACUGCUGUACUGGUCGAUGAGCCCGAGGUCAAGGUUGAGCACCCAGACAAUAUGGCUGAUGUUCUGAAGGCUGAGGAGCUCCCUCCUCUUCCAGGAAGCCGUCCUGGCUCACCGACAGAGGUUGCUCCCGCUGAGGCUGCUGUUGCGGAUGCUUCGGCGGAGGAUCAGACUCACGUUGCUUCUGCUGAUGAGCCUGAGGUUGAGCAAUUCGAUCUGGCGCCCGAGAUCACUCCUCAGAAGUCCAAGAUCGAGCUCCUCCCUGCGCUGCCUGAGGCCGGUCCGGCCACAUCUCUGCCGGAGGCUUUUCCUGAGGUCGCUGCUGGGAACAGCACGGUCGCGGGUCCGACAAGCGCUGCUUUUGUGGACGAGGUCGAGGCCAAGGCCGAGCAACUCGCAGCCUUGCAUGAACUUGAGCAAGCGACAAGCAUAGAAGACCUUCCUCCUUUGCCAGAAGCCCUCCCGAGCUCACCUGUGGCGGAUGUCGUUGCUCCUGUUGAGGACGCUCAGCCUGAACCGAUCACAACCACGGUAAACGAAGAACAAAAAGAGGAGCAGCUAAAGCCCGUCGCAACGACCCUUGACGAGACAGUGGCACAAGACCAGCAGCCAACUGAAGACCCCGCGGAGCUCCCUCCUCUUCCAGAGACCCGCUCCGUGACUCCUGUUGAGAAAACGACGGUCUCCGUUGCAGAUACUGAGGCUCCUACCAGCACGUCUCCUUCUGUUGAUGUCAAGACCGAGGAGAGCGAUGCUGUGCCUGAACAGGAGGCCACGGAACACAUGGUCGAGCUCGCUCCUUCAGCUCCUAAGCCCGAGGUCGAGGGCAGUGCCGCUGCCACGCAGGAAGAGGCCGUUAACGACUCCGUGCAGCUGUCUCCUCUCGCCGACGAGCCAAAGGCUGAGGAAGGGGACGUUGCUUCUCAUCAGGACAAGUCGGCUGAAGUCCCGGAACAGUCGGCUCCUCUCUCUGAGGACCGGCCCGCCUCACCCGCAGAUGUAGAGCCAGUGCCCAUCCCGGGUCCGGAGGAGGUUUCGGCUGCCGCCGCCGAGACUGACAAGGCUGUUGAAAUUGAACAGCAGACAACUGCGCUUGAUAAGGUGAUUGUGGCUGAGGAUCUUGACAAGCUCCCUGCUCUCCCUGAAAGCAGGCCCGACUCGCCCUAUGAACGGGAGAUCACUCCUGCUCUUGCUGCUCAGCCCGCCGAGUCAAAUCCUGAGGAGGAGGAUCUAUUCUUCGAUGCUAGCUCCGAGCCUUUCCCGUUAAAGGCCGAGGAGGAAGAAAUGGUUGCUGAUGAUGAUGCCCUUCUCCAAGAACCUGCACCCUGGGAAGAUGGUCCGGCGGUUGACGCUUACUACCCGUCUCGCCCCCUGUCGCCGAUUGCUGAGGAGGAUGCGGAAAUUGAUUCUGUCGUCGAGGAACCCGCUGCACGCCAAGAAGAACCCCCGGCUCUCGAUUCUCAUGCUAUCUCUCGCCCUCUAUCGCCGAUUGUUGAGGAAGAUGUGGAUGUUGCUCCUUCUCAAGACCUCAUUGCGAGUCAAGAAGACAUUCGGACUUUCACGGCUGAGGUUACCGCCCGGCCUUUUUCGCCAGCGCCUGUUGAGGAAGAGAACGAUGUCGAGUCUGCUCCCAUUCAAGAACCGGCUGUUAGCCAAGAAAUUGGCCCUGUUGCUCUGGAUGUUGCUGCGGGGCCUGCUUCCCCGAGGCCUGUUGAGGAGGAUAUGGAUGUCAUGCCUGCUCUGAUCGUCGAACCUGCUCAAGCUUCAGAUAUGGUCCUCGAUGGGUAUAAUGAAGAGAUGAAUACUCCCGUUCUCAGAGAGAGCCGUUCUGUUUCCCCUCAACUGUCGGAGGAUACCGUUGAGGCUGGUCCCGAGGCCGCCAAGUCAACUGCUGAAGAUGACACGGUUAUUGCUCCUGUUCCAGCCCCGGAGUUUGCUGCCGUCCAAGGUAGGAGAACCCUGAGCGCCCUGAUUGAUUACUCUGGCUCACACGAGUGGGCGGAAGAAGACACAUCAACGGCAGUCCCCGAGAGGCUUUCUAUGGAGAUAAAAUUUGUCCCCCUUCCUGAGAGCCGACCAGGUACACCUUCAUCCCCUGAAGUUCCUGCUGAAGCUGCAUCUCCUGCUCCUGCUGAGGCCAAUCGGGAUGCUUCUCCCGGUCCUGCUCCGGCUGACGGGCCUCUUUGUGGUCAAGAAGAAUUCCCAGCUGCGCCAUCCGAGGAAGCUCCCGGGCCACUCGAAAGUCAGCCAGAACAGUCCGAAUCGGCUCCUGCCACAGUCGUCCAUGUCACUGUGGAAGAGCUUGAGAAACAGCCCGAAAGAGCUGGAACCGCGCCGGCCAUUGUUUCCGAUGAAACGGCGGACGAACAAGCAGGUCAAGCUGUGCAGGAGGAUGAAGUCACCACUGUCGCAGCCGCCGAGGUCGCUGCGGAGGAGCUCGAGAAGCCAUCGGAGCAAGCGGAAACUGCCCUGGGUGUGGCUCUUGAGCAAUCUGCGGGUGAAGAACCUUCCCAGUCAGUGCAAGAUGAAGCUGCCGCUGUUCCGGUCGCCGAGCCUGCUGAAGAAUCCGAGACUCUUGCCGCACCAGCAGAACCGGCUCCAGAUGCUACUCCCGAGGAAGCUAUGGAUAAGCCCGACAGCCAAAUCUCAGAGGCAGAAGCCACCCCGAUCCCUGCCGCCGAGCCAUUUGAGAAGGUUGAGGAACAAUCGCCAGAGGAGGAACAGGUACCGGAUGUCGUCUCCCAGGUCCCAUUAGCGGAACUGGAAACCCUGCCAGCUGUCCCUGAAGCCACUGCUGCAGCGGCCGAGUUGCCGGAGGAGCUGGACGCAAAGCAACUUGUGCAUGUCAGCAUUGCCCCGGUUGUAUCCGAAACAUCCCUCGAGCCGGACAAUCAGCCUAUGCCAGCUAAGGUCCCUGACACGAUCACUGAGUCUCCGGUGCACGACGAGAAGCAGGCCGAGCAAGAAGCCAUUCCGGUUGUCUCGGAACCACCAGUUGUGGUGCCGGACAAUGAGCCUGCUCCCACCAAAGCUGUCGACAUGAUCACCGAGGCUCCGGUGGAGUUCAAGAAGCCACCUGAGGAAGAUGUGACAGCUCCGACCGUUGACGAGCCACCUGCAGAGCCCGCAAGCGAGCUUGAGCAAGUCCAGGCUGCAGUUGACGAUCCUGCCCCAGAGCCCGAGAGUCAAUGUGAUUUGGUCCAAGAUCCAGCUGCUGAGCCAUUCCCGAAGCCUGAAGAGUCACAGGUUCUAGCAGACAUCACUUCAUCCGCUCCCAAACAUAUGUCGACAGUGGAGGAGAGUCAACUUGCGCAAACCGAAACCCCUGCCAUGAGCGCUGAGAUCGUGGGCGAGCCCGAUAAACCAGACCAGCCUGUUGAGGAUGAUGCUGUUGUAGCUGUGGUUGACGAAACGCCUGUUCCUGAGCCAGAAAGCUCCGCCGGACAGGUUGAGACUACGGCCAUUGAGUCGGCUGAAGAGACCGACAAGCAGCUUGGGCAAGAAGACAUCGCACCUGAUGUUGUCCCUGAGCAUCCUGAACAGGUGUUAGAAACCCAACCUGAGCAAUUCGAGCCUGUCGUUGCUGAGCUUGCGGAGCCUGUCGAGCCCGGUAAGCCCGUUGAGACCGUGGAGACCGCUGAGCCCGAGAAGCAAGUGGUGCAGGAAGAGGCUGUGCUGCUUGUCGCUGAGGUCGCUGAACAACCUACCCAGGACCAUGAGAGCCAGCCCAAACAGAUCGAGGCUCCGGUUGACGAACCUGCCAAGUCCAUCGAGCCCGAGGAGCAAGCGGUCGAAGACGAGGUUCUGUCAGUUGUGGUUGCCGAGCAAAUGUCACGGGAGCUGGCAAGCCAGCUCCAAGUCGAGGCCCCAGUUGCCAACCCCGCUGAGCCCGAAAAGGAUGCAGUGCAAGAAGAGGCUCUCCUGGUUGUGGCGUCUGAAGCCCCAUCACAGAAGUCAGAGACGCAGCCCGAACAAGUCGAGGCCACAACUGGUGACCUGGCUGAGGCUGGGAAGGCUCCUGUGCAAGAAGAGGUUCCCGCUGUGGUUUCGGAGCAACCUUCUCAGGAUUCAGAGACGCAACCCCAGGAAAUUGGGGCCACGGUUGUCGACCCGGCUGAGGCCGAGAAGGACCCGGUGCAAGAAGAGGUUCCCUCUGUAAUUUCUGAGCGACCUUAUCGGGAGCCAGAGACUCAGCACGGGCAAGUCGAAGGCCCCGUCGCCGAGUCUGUCAAGCUUGAGAAGCCAGAAAUGCAGGAAGAGUCUGCCCAACCUCCACAAAAGCCUGAGAGCCUACCUGAGCAAGACGUGGCUCCAUCCGCCGAGCCCGAGAAGCAGGCUGUAGGCGAAGAGGUUGUCCCAGUUUUGGUUUCUGAGCAACUGUCAAACGAACCGGAGAGCCUGGCUGAGCCGAUCGAGGCUACAGCUACUGCGUCUGCCCAGGCUGAGGAACAAGCGUUGCAGGAAGAGUCCGUUCAGCUUCUGCCAGAGCCAAAGAGCCAGCGUGAGCAUGUUGAGACCGCGAUUUCCGAGUCGCCUGAGCCAGUGAAAGAUGUUGAGUACGAUGUCGCUCCAGUGAACACCAACCUUCCUGCAGAGCCGGCGGGAGAGCCUGUUUCGACGGAUGCCCCUGUCCCGGUCACCGGGCUUGCUGACGAGCCCGACAAGCAAGCCGCGCAGGAUGAGGUUCCGAGCGCGGUCCCUGAACAAGCGUCACAAGAGCCUGAGCAACUCGAACAAUUAGAGGCCACACCUGCCGAGCCUGCUGCACUCGAGAAUCAAGCCACCGAAGAGGAUUCCGCUCCGGCUGUCGACGAAAUUCCUCUAAAGCCGGCAAGCCAGCCCGCACAGGUUGACGCUGCGGUCAUCGAGCCGAUCAUGGCCCCUGAGGAGAAGCUCUCACAGGCGUCAAAGAGCGAGCCUGCACAAGCCCAGGACAUGGUCACAGAGCUUCCCGAAGACCUCGACGAACAGCCUACCCAGAUCGAGCUCCCUGAAGCUGGUUCCAAGGCUCCUGCUACGGUCACCGAGCUCGCUGCAGAACCCGGAACGCAACCUGAGCUACCAGAAGCCUCGCUAACUGCAGUCUCUAAGGAAAGCUCAGAUCCCCUGGAGAGUCACAUCGCACAAGCCGAAGCUACUUCUGCCGUUAUCGAGCAAUUAGCAACAAAACCUGACGCUCCCGAGACGACGUAUCCUGGCUUGUCAGCUCUGAUCACUGCUUCCCAGCCCCUUUCACACAAAGCGUCGUCCACCUCCCUGCCGGACUCUAUUCCAGCUCCGAGUCGAACGCUGAAGGCAUCAAGGAUACCUGUUCCCUUGCAAAGCCGCUCGACUAUUCCCCUGCACAGCCGGUCUUCGGCUCCGUCACUGCGCUUGACCCGUUCGUCCACUAUGCCGCUUCCCAAAAUCUCUACUACGCCGCCGCCUGCGCCAGAGUCAGCCGAUGACAGCAAACAACCCUUAUCUCCUAUGCGCCGAGCGGUUCCUUCAGUCCCGCGACAGCAGUUUGCUGCACUCCGGACACAGUGGGAAAAGAUCACAGCGAGCUCCAUGGCUGAGCCAACAAGCCAGCUGCCCCGGCCAUCUCAAACGUUCAACGAGUUCAAGAGUAAUAUUCCCCGACCGGAGAAGACACCUUCGCCUACGCGCACCUUUGACAGGCCGAAGGUCCUAGGGGGCUUCUCGAAGAGCGAACCGGCGGAGCCCAAGCUGAGCAUGCCCUCUGCUGCUGAGGCCGCCCCUACUACUUCCUCACGCAGCCUUAUCAUUUCACAUAUGCGGCAAGAGGAUCCCAACCAGGCCUUUCAGCAGCCCGAGCUACAGCGGCAGUUGGGUCUUGGAGUCACGGGUUCAGAUCAGGAUGAAAACGAUGAGAGCGUCCACUCGUUCACGGAAGAUGGCUCCACUAUCGCGGCGUCCGAAGCACCUACCUAUGUGUCGGGCUCUACAUUCUACGAAUCCCAGCCUGACAAUUCCGGCAAGCUGGAUGACACGCCGCCCAAGAAGGGAACUCUCGGCUCUCUACUGGGAAGCCAGGGACCAAAGCAAGCCAAGGUCGACGUCAAAGACUGGGCACUCACGUAUCCCCCGUCACCCCAGGCCAAGAAAAAGAUGGAGGACAUGGCAGAGUCGCAAGGAGCAUCGGAGAUCCAACUUGAGGAGCCAACAAUGGUGGAUUCGCCCAUCUCGAAAAGGGAGAAGCAGGUUACCUGGACUGAGUCCGAGUCUGAGGUACCAAAGCAAGCUCAGCCGGCCGAGGUGACCCCGUCCGGAGUUUCUGCAGACAAGCAAGAGUCGACUCCUGCUAUGUUGCAACAGCCCCAGGAACCGACACCCACGCCGUCCACGGUGCAGUCCAACGUCCAGCAGCCAGCAGAGGCGACAACGCGCGACGAGCCAAGGCCACAAUCAGAUUAUCCCGAAAAGCCGCAACUUCGCCGAAGCACUACGGCGGAGUUGACCAGGAGUACAGCCUCUCGGUCGAUAUCGCCUGAGAAGCAACUUCGUCGGAGCUCUACUGAGACUGACGCUCCAGCUGGCAGGAGCUCUUCGGAAAGCACCCGCAGUACCGCUUCCAAGAAGGGGCUCUUUGGCUCGCGGUUCGGCGGUCUCCCGUCGCUACCAGGCGGCUUCGGCUCGUACCUCAACAUUGGCAUACGGUCGGCUGGCAAGGCAACAAAGCAGGCUCGUCAGUCAUCGCAGAGCCCACCUCAGACUCCAGAGAGGGAGGAGGCUCCUGAGAGACAGGAAACGCUCGAGAGGGAGGAUAUGACAGCUGCAAGCCAGCCUGAGCCUGAGCCUGAGCCUAAGCCUGAACCUCAGCCUCAAGAUCAACCUCAGCCACAACCACUCCCGUCUCCACAGAAGACAUCCAGGCUCGGCGACUCAUCCAGACUCAACGAGCUUAGUCAGUUCCCUAGCACCAUCCGACUGGUUCCUGCCGAGGACGAACCAGAUGCAUCUGAACCCCCAGCACCCGACCCUCCUCUCGAGAAGACGAUGCCAGCGGAGAUAAUCGUGACAGAGACACAUAUGGAAGAGGUCAAGGUCGAGCCCACAGUACCCACAAAUUCGUCUUCGGCAGCGUCGCUGUCUCUGGCACCAACGACCAGCCUGACAAUCGACAACAUUGACGCUCAGACCGAUGCAGCGUCUGUCGUGACUGAUGAGCAGCUUUUUGCCUCACAAACCAACCUCGCAGCCACGGCCGAACCCUCUGGUAGCAGCAAGAAGAAAAGGAACAAAAAGAAAAAGAAGAAGCGGAGCAGCGUGAGCAGCGUGACCGCCGAGGGCUCAUCUCAAUCGGGACCAUCCGGAGCCGGAUUCGUUCAGCAGCAGGCGAUCUCAUCACAAACGCAGCUUUCCAGAGUGGACGAAGGCAAAAUCUUCCCGGACAACAACACGAUGAAGGGCUCCGACGCAGAUAACAAGAAGAAGCAGCCCAGCGCCGGCUUCACACCGCCCAUGGAGGCGCAAGUGGUAAACAACUCAGGCCCAGUAAGCACACCUAGAGGUGAGACCGACAACACCAACGAUAGGCACCCCAGAAAGGACUCGAAGUUCGAGGAUCCUUCAGCGCUAGCCCCCUCACGGAAUGGCCACCAGUAUGUGGACGCCGAGACCGAGGACCGGAAGCGCAGCAACGCCGAAGUUGGUGUUACAAAUCCCCUGCAAGAGCAUGCAGCCGCGAGCGGCGAUAGAGUGACGAGGACCGGUGAUGUUAACGUGGGCUUUUUGUCUUCACAGGCUUCAAUCUCCGACGAGCAAAAACCAGUUUCGGCCUCGGCCGGCUCGGAGAGUUCCGCCGCCGCAGAAGCGAAGACCACAGCAGCGGCAGCAAGCAAUAACAAUACGGAGAAGGCUGAGGAAGCCAAUGCCGGUACCAGUGCCGGGUCCGGCAUCCGGGGACUUGCCGGAGUUGGGGCAAUGGGGCUGGGUUGGAGACAGGUUGUGGAGGGCAUGAUUGGGACGAAUAAGAAGAACGCGGAAGGUCCACUCUCUCGAAGUGCGCACGACGACGACGAUGGCGAUGAUAGUGAUGUUGGUGAUGCUCUCAGAAAUGAGCUUGGCAGCGAUCGCAAUAGCAGCAGCAGCAGCAGCAGCAGCAGCAGCAGCAGUGGCACCGUUUCAGCCGAGCCUGCUGCAGGCCCGCUGUUGGGUCUGCCAGGUCUGCCAGGCGGCUUGCCGGGCGAUGCGGCGGGCGCACCAGGGCUGGGCAGCCAGGGCAGCGCCAGUGAGCCAACGACAAGUGGAAGAGGUGCAUUAGCGACCGAGCCCGACGGUAACCAAGAGCCAAUGGCAGCCGACGCCCCAGCCUCCUCCAGCCAACAAGCGUUGCAGUUGACUGAGUCGAAGCCGUACCAGCAGAAGCAGCAAAAGCAGCAGCAGCAGAAGCCCGAGCUUGGUCCCGAUGCCGACCAGCCCACACCGCCCGCAUCUCAUGCGCUGCAGUCUGCUGCUCAGCGCGAGCUUGGGAGUCACUCUCAGCCUCAGCCUCGGGUCCUAUCGGUCCCGUCCCAUUUUGACCCUCAGUCGCAGACUCUCUCUCACGGCUACAGCCCGGCGGGCAGAGGGCAGCGUGAUAAGCUAGACUGCGCGUCUUUUUCUCCUCGCGCCCAUCCUGGAGCCGGUCCGGCAUCACAGGCCGAGGAGCAGCGGCGUCCUCUCACUGUAGCUCAGGUUGGCGUUGUUGACGUGGUUGGUGACUUCGAUGCCACGCCAUCGCCCGUGUCCAUCGCGCACAAGCUGCACGCGGCUGUUGUUGAUACCCCGUUCUCAUCGCGUAGCAUUGAAGCCUCACCACCAGAGCCUGUGCUUGUGCCUGUGCCUGUGCCCGUGAGUGAGCCUGAGAGUAGGCGUGAACUGCCAACACCGUCAGCGCCCAUCGCGUCGUCGCCGGUUAGUACUGUCUUGCACGAUCAAUUCGCCACUUCGGUCGUCGCAAAAACUAUCGACAACACAGCCGAUCCUGACGCCGACGUCUUCGACUCCGACUUUAACUCUGAUUCUGACUCCGACCUUGACUGCGACGCGGAGGACAUGCAGAACCUCGAAGACGAACGCUCGCGCUACAGCCUGCUCAACAAGAACAAGAGAAAGCGGCGCAAGCCCCGGCUGGAUGCUGAGCCAUGGCCCCUUGGCUCACCCGAGCAGACUCCUCGCAAUGAGCCUGAAAUCCCCCCGCUGUCGACCCUUCUCCCCCCAGCGGCUUCCUCACCGCCAGCCUCUCCCGUCACCAGCACGUCUUUGGAAAGCCGCCGCCUGUCGCGAACCGUGGCGCAGCUGAGCACGGUUGAGGAGGUCACCGAACCUGGUACCAACAGCGAGUUUACCGUGACCGAUGACAGCCGCUCACGGGCGUCGGAUGAUGUCAGGCCAUUCCGCAGGAGCAAGCCUGUCUUCGCCGGCCUCGAGCUGGCUGGCGCCGACUCUGGUGUCAGUCCCGAUGCGGCUUCUUCCCCCAACUUCACCCAUCCACACUCCCUUCCGUCGACAAACCCUCCGACGGAAUUUGGGGGUAGUGAACAGGGUAGCGAGUCGGCGUCGACAGGGACAACAGGCACCGGUGCCGGCACGGGUACGGGUUCGGGUUUGGGUUCGGGGAUGGGGAUAGCCACGACGGCGCGUGUUGUCGCCGCUCUCAACUCGCUCAAGAGGGCAGCCAAGAAGAAAAAGGAUCGGCCGCCGGGCCUGCGGCGUAAGGCGUCGGUCAUGUGGGAUGUCGAGCCGUGGCCUAACAGCGGGGAGAUGGAUGAGGAGGCGGUAUCGACGGGUUCACCCACGCCGACGAGAGUGUUGUUUGGUGAGCGUGGUAGGCAGAUGCUAGGGGCUGUCAAGGAGGAGGAUUUGCUUCCUGAGCAGGUGGUAGAGGAUGCACAGGAUGGCACGGAUCGGUGUCCGGGAAAUGUUGAGCAGCCGGAGUCUGGGGAGGUUCUCGGGUCGGAAGUCCCUCGUCAACAAGAGCCGGAGCCCCAACAGCAGCACACCCAGCCGGCGGAGUUCCCGAAAGAGCCGGCAGAAGUGAAGUCAAGACAGUCCGAGCCCGAGCCCGGGCCCGCGACAGUACACCAGGAGGAGUCUGCGAUCGCGGAGACCAUGCAAGAGCUGGACCCGACAGUUGCUCUCGCUGCUGAAGCGGGAGCUGUUGACACUACCCCGGCUGAGCAGUCUAUUCCCGUCCUAGUCCCCACGGCUCCUGUCGAGGAGGUGCCCUCUGCUGAGACCACUGCUGACGAAGAGCCUGUUUCUGCCGUCGGGUCCUCCGGCGAACUUCCUCCUCGUGAGGUUCCUAUCCAGACUGCUGUUUCCAAAGCCGUCAAGGAAAUCGUUCUUGAGCCAGUUGACGGGCCAAUCCAUGAACCUUCGCAGCCUGACCUUGUUCCUGGACUCGAGCAUGAAUCUAAGCCUUGGGUGACCGAGACGGCUUUUGCUAAGGAGUCUGUUACUGAUCUUGACAAUGCCCCAGAGGCUGCUGCUGCGAGUUCGUUGGCUGAAGAGCCAUCUGCUCCUGUUGACGAGAUUUCCAGGACCGCUGACUUUGCAGGAUUGGCUGAGGAGACAGUCGAGAGCGUCACGGAGGAUCGGGCUUUGCCUGUCGAUGGGGAGUCGGUACAAGUCUCCGAACACGAGGAGAAGGCUGUGGUUGAGGUCAAAAUCAAGAAACAAUUUGAGCAGUUAACUCAGCCCACCAUUAAGGAACCGAUACCUUCUCUCGAGCCCCAGCCAGAGCCCGAGGCUGCCCCCGACGCGUCGAGGAUUUCGCAUCCUGCCGAGGAACCGGUUCCCGAGGCUUCCCCGGAACCUGUCAAGAAGGCUGUUGACACCAAGGAUGACUCAGACGAGACAGCACUUGCUGCAGGUGGCGCCGAGAGUCAAGAAGAGGGCUCCGUGGUCAAUGUUCCGCUCUCCACGCCCGCCAAAGACGGCAGCCAGACACCCCGUGAGGAGGCCAAGAAGACACGAGUCCAGGUCUUGGCUAAGUUGCAGGAGCUGGACGACGAUGGCGGUGUCAAAGUUACCGAGGAAGAAAUUGUUGUUCCCAGUCCGCAGGAGCAGGAGCAGGAAGAGGAGGAGGCAGACACCACCAGGACAGCGGUUAACGAGGCUACGGUUGAAAUCGAGGAGGACGAUGCCGAUCCGGCUGCUGUUCCGAUCAAGAGCAAGCCAACCAUCGGGCUGGGCCUAAUCCCCGAUGCGUCGGAUCCGUACCCGCCGGGUGCGCCGUCGCCGACGUUGCUUUCUCCGGAAAUGUCGACAAGUGAGACUGGUGAAGAGGCCUUGAUCGUGUUAGAGGAGCAGGUCAUGAGUUUGUUGCCGGUACAAGAGAGCAGCAAUAUGGUUCGUGAACAGUCACGGGAGCAGGACCUUAAGGAUGCGGAGCAGCAGAGCAAGAGGACCAAGACAAGUGAGGGCGAGGAUGAAGAGAGCGUAGAGAUCCCGGUCCACGGGGUUCUGAUUAUGGCUGAUGAAGAGGAGAAGGAGCAGGAAGGUGACAGGGUUGUGGAUCGGGCUUCUGUGGAGGAUGGCUCAGAGCAAGGGCAUGAUAAGACUUCUUCUGAGGCAGAUGUGGCCGCUGAGGCUGUGCUUACGGAGAACGAGGUACAGCUGAGCGACAAGGUCAAGGAGGAAAUCCUAGUGGCAGCGGAUAAGGCAGCUGCGGUUGUUGAGGACAAGGUGGAGGAGAAGGAUGCUCGCGAUCAGCCGGACAAGGCGGAGGCAAGCAGCUUGGUGCAGCCUGCAGAAAAUGUGGAUGGAAAGGAUAAUACGGCUGGGAACGAUGCGGAGGUCAACGAAGCGGCGGGUCACGACAAGAAAGAGGAUGACAAGGAAGCAGAGGUCAAGAUGGAGGGGCACAGGCUCUCAUCGGGAUCAGGGCUUGGGAGGAUGGACUCGGAGACGAUCCCCAGGGCGCUCCGAGACCCGGCAUACGCAAAGGAGCUGGAGGAAAAGAGACAGUCGAGGGAACGGUCACAGUCACCGGAACCAGUACAGCGGUCGUUUUCGUUCCCCGAGGACAUUGCCGACGAAGAUGUGUUCACCACCAGGGACCCCACGGCGGACGACAACAGCAACGACAAUAGCAGCAUCAACAACGCAAUCGGCAACAGCACGGACAAGAAGCAGGUUCAAGAGACCGAUCCACAAGAUAUGCCGAUCUGUCUCCCGCGGCUAUCCAACUUUCAUGAGUUUAUGCGGUCACACACGAGCCUGCCGACUGUCGAGGAGGAGUUGUCGGAGGAAGAGGAGAACGGGGAACCGAUCAAGAAGACGCCGUCACCGGAGGAGAGACAGGAGAAACGGAGCCGGCUCAACCUGCGCGGCAAGCGACGCAUUCCCGGCCCACCAUCGGGAGCCCAGAUGCACCGGGACAGCGGCUUCGAGGCCGAGACGACGUCGCCCCGAAUCCCCCCUCCGACCGAGGCCGUGCAGCCCUUGCAUGUUCAUCGAGACAGCGGCGUGCACCUGGAUAGUCCGCGUUCGCUGUCGCCGCGCAUUGCGUCUCCGGCAUUGCUCCCGCCGACAACUCCGUCACCGUUGCGCGGGCACCAGCAGCAGAGUCGAACCUUGGGGCCUGAGACGCCGCGAUUGGCCGAGCCUUCACCGCCGUCGACGACGCCCGAACCGGAGAAGCUUUCCGUCGCCAAGACGCGCGGGGUCGGAGCUCCAGGUGUGUCAGUGGCCAGCUCAGACAAUGGCGUGCAGCAGCUGCAGAAGACUUUGCAGAAGCAACGCAGCGUGUCGGACAGCUGGCAGCCCGUGGGCAGUGGCCCCAGCCCUAGCGCCAACCCCAACCCCAACGCCAGCCCUAGCCCCAGCCACUCGAAUUCCCGGUCCAUUUCCACUGGUCUUCCACUUGGGGCUGCUGGUGCGGGUGCUGCUGCUGUCCCCCCGCGCAGAGUCAUCUCGCCCAACACCGUGACGGUUGUGGCCAACACAGGCAUUUCUCGCCUGCGCACGCCCGAACCCCUCCACCUCAACCCUUCCGUCUCCCCAUUGCGGCCUGACACUCCAGGUACUUCUCCUCUUCAACGAGUCGCCAAGCGGCCUGAAAGUGGCGACCUUCGAUCCGUCAGUCGUACCCAAACUCAGCCUGCGACUUUCUCCCGCACCUUGAGUCCUGCAGCAGGCCUUGUCACCGCCAAUCCUGCUACCUCCAGCGUCGUCGGAGGUGCUCCUCUGUCGUCUGCUUCUCCGUCCCCAUCACCAUCGCCUGCUCCCGGUACCGUUGCAGCCGGGGCCCUGCCUGCAUCAGCAAUAACACCACCCGUCAGGCUCCCCCAGCCUUUGUCAUCCAACACUACCACCAAUACCCCGCCCGUUGCGAAUGAACGUCGUGCAAGGACCAGGGAGAUGACCGAUGUCUAUGAUGGCUAUGGCGAAGGCCGCAUCGGCUCGCCGCGGUCGCCAACGCGACCGCACAGCAUGCGUCGACGUCAGAGCAUGCAGCUGCUCGAGCUGGAGUCGCGCAUCGAGCAGCUGAUGGCCGAGAACCGAAUGCUCGCUGAGGCUCGCGCCCAGGCGGAGGCUGCCAUGGCCCGUCGCGAUGUCAGCUACCUUGCCGAGCGCGAUCACGAGAUCGAGUCGCUCAAACGCAUGCUGAGCGAGGCCAACGAGGUCAUCGACCGCCUGAAGCAAACGAACGAAGGCCUUCGCAGCUCCACAUCCGCUCUGGCCGUCAAACACCACGAAGAGAUCCGCCGCCUCGAGGACAACCAUGCUCGUACCGCCCGCGAGCUCGGCGAAGCCCGUACUGCCGUCGCAAAAGCCGUAAAGGAAGUCGAGCAUGCCCGUGCCGCCGCCCAGCAAGCUGCUCGGGAAGCCGACCAGGCCCGGGCCCUUACAGCUCAGCAGGCCCGGGCCCUCCAGGAAAAGGACGCCGAGAUCGCUCGCCUGCGUGCCCAGCUUGAUGCUUCGGCCGAGCAGAUCCGCGAACUGCAGCAGCAGAUCCUUGCCAACACCCGCCUGCCAACUCCUCCGCUCGAGUCCAACCUGCAAGACUUCCUCGAAAUCCACGACAUCGACUACUUCGAUACCCGUUGCCAACAGCUGUGCGCCCAUGUUCAACAAUGGGUUUUGCGUUUCUCUAAGUUCAGCGAUAUGCGUGCCUGCCGCCUGACCUCAGAGCUUAAUGAUGAGAAGCUGAUCGAUCGCCUCGACAAUGCCGUCCUGGACGGUUCCAGUGUCGACAAGUUCCUCAACGACCGCGUCCGUCGCCGCGACAUCUUCAUGAGCAUGACCAUGACCAUGAUCUGGGAGUUUGUCUUCACCCGCUACCUUUUCGGCAUGGACCGCGAGCAGCGCCAGAAGCUCAAGCAGCUCGAGAAGCAGCUCACCGACGUCGGCCCUCCGCACGCCGUCCGUCAGUGGCGCGCUAUCACGCUGACCCUGCUCUCUCGUCGUCCGUCCUUCAAGAAGCAGCGCAACCAGGACACCGAGGCUGUCGUCCAGGCCAUCAUGGACACCCUGUCCAAGAUCCUGCCACCGCCUUCGCACCUGGAGGACCAGAUCACCGCUCAGCUGCGCCGCGUCAUACAUGAGGCGGUCAGUCUGGCCAUCGAGAUGCGCUGCCAGCGUGCCGAGUACAUGAUGCUGCCCCCGCUGCAGCCCGAGUACGACGAGAGCGGGGAACUCGUAGAGACCGUCACCUUCAAUGCGGCCCUGAUGAACGAGGCAUCGGGCACUGUCGGCCUUACGAAUGAGGAGCUUGAGGCUAGUGGGGCCACAGUCCGGGUCGUGCUUUUCCCGCUUGUGCUAAGGAAAGGAGAUGAUAUGGGCAUGGGAGAUGAUGAGAUUGUCGUGACGCCCGCGCAGGUGCUUGUUGCGGAGUCUGGCCCCAGCAGGAGGGGCUCGCCUGCCAAUCGCCAUAGUGCAGAGAAGCAGAGGAUGCUGACGCCGACGUCUGAUGCCGGCGGAGUGAGUAUCGUUCCUGGAACUGGGAGGAGUAACUUGACUGUGGGAGGCAGUAAUAAGGGGGGGAAUAUGAGUGAUGUUAGUAUGGGGUCAGGGAGCCCCCAGGGCGGUUAUCUUUGA
This is a messenger RNA of Thermochaetoides thermophila DSM 1495, 24246 nucleotides long. RefSeq lists its product as uncharacterized. The transcript is spliced from 9 exons. The coding region runs from base 1 to 24246 and encodes 8081 amino acids. Lineage: Eukaryota; Fungi; Ascomycota; Sordariomycetes; Sordariales; Chaetomiaceae. The record is from RefSeq and is a predicted model, not a curated record.